This is a messenger RNA of Phalacrocorax carbo (great cormorant), 3234 nucleotides long. NCBI's taxonomy places the organism in Eukaryota, Metazoa, Chordata, Aves, Suliformes, Phalacrocoracidae. The record is from RefSeq and is a predicted model, not a curated record.
GUGACUCAUGGCUUCCCAACGGCGGGCGGCUCCUCCCCGCGGCCGCCGGCCCCGCGGCAACCCCCGGCACAUGGGCCGGGGCUCCGGCAGAGCGGAGCUGGCCAUGGCCGCACCGCCCGGCUGCUGUCCCGACUGCCCGGGACCGGAGCGGGGCGGCGGCGGCGGGAUCCCCGCCGUGCCCCACCUCGGGAUUGCGGUGGAUGAGGGCGAUGUGCUGCCCGGGGCGCUGCGGCUCAUGCGGGAGCUGAGACCCGCUUGGGAGCCGGCGAGGGUGAAGACCAAGCUCUUCACCGAUGGCAUCACCAACAAGCUCGUGGCCUGCUACACAGACGAGGGCAUGGCAGAUGCGGUGCUGGUCCGUGUCUACGGCAGGAAGACAGAGCUGUUUGUGGACCGGGAGACGGAGCUGAGGAACUUCCAGGUGCUGCGUGCCCAUGGCUGCGCCCCUGACCUCUACUGCGCCUUCCAGAACGGGCUCUGCUAUCAGUUCCUGCCAGGCAUCGCGCUGGGGCCCGACCACGUGCGGGACCCCCGCAUCUUCAGGCUGGUGGCCCAGGAGAUGGCCCGGGUACAUGCCAUCCACGCCAAUGGAAGCCUCCCCAAGCCCAUCCUUUGGCAGAAGCUGCACAAAUACCUCACCCUCGUGAAGACGGAUCUCAGCCCAAAGGUAUCCAACCCCAGCCUCCAGCAGGACGUGCCCAGCCUAGAAAUGCUUGAACACGAGCUGGCCUGGAUGAAGGAAACGCUCUCCCAGCUGGGGUCCCCCAUCGUGCUUUGCCACAACGACCUGCUCUGCAAGAACAUCAUCUACGAUGGGACACAAGAGCAUGUUCGCUUCAUAGACUAUGAGUACACUGGCUACAACUACCAGGCUUUCGACAUCGGAAACCACUUUAAUGAGUUUGCAGGCGUGAAGGAGGUGGAUUACCGCCUCUACCCCAGCAAGGAGACCCAGUUGCAGUGGCUGCGCUCCUACCUGCAGGCCUACAAGCAGCUCACCCAGGGGGACCAAGGAGGCAUGGGGGUGUCUGAGGAGGAGCUGGAGGCUCUCUACGUUCAAGUGAACAAGUUUUCUUUGGCAUCCCAUUUCCUCUGGGCAUGCUGGGGCCUGAUCCAGGAUAAAUACUCUACCAUAGACUUUAACUUCUUAAGAUAUGCAAAGCUAAGGUUUAAACAGUACUUCACAAUGAAGCCGUUGGUCACAGCCCUGCAGAUCUCUAAAUAGCAUCUCCAGCCUAUUUUGUCCUUGCUGCGUCCACAGCCCUCUCCUCCCCCUUCCCCACCCCAGCUGGGGGCGAGGGCAGGUCCUGAUGGUGGGAAGGGGGAGGAGAGGAGCUCUGACCCAGGCACCGAUUAAAGGAGACCCUGGACAUACCUGAGACUGGACCAUGAGAUGCUAGAGAGGACUACGGCCUCAGAGAGGCCACUGCCUACGCAAGGAAGCCUUACCAUCGCCUUAACGCCGAGCCCCGGCUCGGCCCCGGUGCCUGCAGGUCCGUGCUCCGUGCUGGCACUACUGCUGCUUGGCCUGGCACCCAGUUUGUUCCCUCCGUGCGGUCCCUGAGGGGGGAAGCGGGUUCCCCUGUCUGCUCAGGAGCCCCCAGAGCUGCCCAGUUGCUUUAGCUGCCCAAUGCACACUCUGUGCCUGUUGCCUUUGCUGCUCCCUCUGUCCCUUCUUGCCCUGCCACUUGGGCUCCCACCCCCAAACCAGCAACUGUCCUGGGUCAGUAUUGAUCCUGGGCUAGGGGCUGUCUCUGAGCAUGGGACCCUUUUCCACGAGGGGUGGGUGCUGCUGUGCUCCAGCUCAGAUGGUGCAAAGCAGCAAGGGGCAGCAAGAGCUGUGAGCCACGUGGGCUUGAGACCAGCGGGCUUUUGCUGGCAGGCGCUGGGUGCCUGCCCAGCCUGCAAUGCGUCAGCCCGUGGCUGGCUCUGCUCUUCCCCGUGGCCAUUGUCUCCCAGACCGUCAUUACCUCCCUGCUCCCAUCAAGGCUUCCCUCGUAGCAUCCUGUGCUGCUGGGCUCCCACCUCUGCCUUCCCCAUCUCCCACAGGGCCAUGGGCAUCGGUCCUCCCCUUCCCGGUGCUCCUCUUUUGGCUGUUUCCUUGCAUGGGACCCCCCAGCAGGAGGUUGAAUAGAGACAAUCUGCUCCAUGAGCUGCACCCAGCUUCAUCCCCUGUCACCACUCAGCUGCUCCCCCACCACAGGCUCUGUCAGGGUGAUCCUGGCCUGCUGAGCACUGCCUAGCUCAUGACAGCGGUUGUGCAUCAGCUGGGGAGUGGGAUCAGACCGCCUCUGCCCCUGCCUUGGCUGCUUGGCGAGUGGUAUGGGGACAAGGUGGCAAUCCCAUGCACAGGGGCACAGGAACCUGCCCCAGCGUGGACCGGGACUGUUGUUGCGUCUCGUGUUCGUUUUGGUCCAGAAUAAAAGCUGCUGGUAGCUCGAAAUGGGGGGAUGGCAGAUCUGUGGGGACUGGUGCAGGACUUGUGCUGGAGCAGGGGCAGCAUCCCUGGGACCCGGGGGUACACUCAGCCCUUCUCCUGCAGCUGGAGGGGCCGGGGAAGGCCAGAGCAGGAGCAGAGCUGGUGGUGGACGUCUCUCCUCGUAGAGUGGGCUGCUGAUGUCCCUCCAGGCUCCUGAUCUCCCUUCAGGUGUUGCAUGCAGCACUCACUGCCCCUUCCCUGCAGGCAGCAACUGCCGAGGAUUAUCCUUGUCCUAGAGCGAUGCCCGGUGGUUGAAAACAGCCUCCUGCAGAGCUGUUCCCACAUCUUCGUUGUGGCCCUGCUGGGCUCCGGCUCUGGCAAGGGCAGGUUGGAGCACUUGGCUGCAGCGGGCACUGGGCGGAAGAGGCUGAACCCCAAACCUGCUGCCAUGUGGGGUGAGACCUCGAGAAAACACAGGUGAGAGGUGGGAAGGAGAGGGGAGACGCUUGGGACACCCCACGGACAGGGCAGGAGAAAGAGCUAAGAAACAGCACAAGUGAAACCGUGGCAGGGAGUGAGAGCCUUAGGAGGGGGCUGUGCCCUGACUGCCUGGGGUGAGAGCUCCCUGCCCAGCCCUCAGCUCCCCCAGCCCCCAGGCUGGAAAAGUCCAGACUCAGAACUCUGCUCCAAAAAGUCAUCUUUAUUGUGCCAAGGGGUGGGGGGGACAAUUGUAAACAAGUAUGUGAAAUAUACAGGUUAAGUUACUCGUUGUCUUAUUAACAAAAUAAAGCUCUAUCUAUAUUUACAGUCUCUUU